Molecule: messenger RNA, 621 nt
Organism: Ipomoea nil (Japanese morning glory)
Lineage: Eukaryota; Viridiplantae; Streptophyta; Magnoliopsida; Solanales; Convolvulaceae
Product: protein FAR1-RELATED SEQUENCE 5-like
Exons: 2
Coding region: 1-621 (206 amino acids)
Biological process (GO): regulation of DNA-templated transcription
Molecular function (GO): zinc ion binding
Source: RefSeq, a predicted model, not a curated record
AUGGUGUUGAGUGUUAGAGAAGACGGUGGAAUGUUGCACUAUGAUAUUAUGGAUGGAAAGAACAAAAGAUUUACUGUGGUGCACAAUGUAAAUGACCAUGAGGCCAAAUGCAGUUGCAAGAUGUUUGAGAUGGUUGGACUGUUGUGUAGACACAUAUUUGUGGUCUUUAGAGACCUUGAAAGGAUCCCUCUGAAGUACGUGGUUAAUCAGUGGACUAAGGAUGCAUCUUUAAAAGCUACAUUUGAAAUAGAUGGUGUGAUUUACGAUCAGAAUGGACCAAAGGAUGAAAAGAAGAUGUUGCUGAACAAAGUGAGGUAUGAUAUACACUGUUGUAUGGAUCUGGCAGGAAAGGAUAAAUUGUCCCCUCAGCACAGCAUGAGGACUAUUAUAGAAUCAUAUCGUGGAUCAACAGAAAUUUCAGAGAUCAACAUACUUCCACCGAAACAGGCAAGGAACAAGGGCAGUGGCAAGCGUAUCAAAAGCAGCAAGGAGUUGGCAAUGAAAAAACAAGAGGGCAGGAAUUGCAAUUUUUGUGGUGUUAGAGGAGAACACCAUGACACAAGGACUUGCCCACUUAACCCCAAAAAUAAGGACAAGCAAAAGGGUAAGAAAAAGGCAUAG